AUAAACAAAGUAUCUGAAUGGCAACAUACUGCAUAUGAUGGAUUUAUUUGUGAAAAUACCGAAAAACAGUGAACAGGUUAGGCAACGUUUAUGGGGCACAGCUUCUGGGGGAAAUAAUGUUAUCUUGUGCUUCUAUUAAACUAACAUCUCUCUAUAAUCUAUCCAGCAAUCUGCACAUACACACACUGUCUCAUACACUCACACACUCACAGCUGGGGUUGUGUGUACUUGCUGGAGAGGGGAGAACAAAGGAUUAAAACUGGACCAUUGCCAGAUGCAUGAGCAGUAAAUGGUACAUGUUAUCCAUGCGACAGGGUGUAAGACAUCAGGAACAUUAAUCUUGGCAUUAGACAUUCACGGCUGGGCGGGUACUGUGUGAAAGAUUAUAGAUCACAAAAGAGCAAUUUCCCGCGGAUCGAACCAGUCACAAAACCAAACCCACAAGCUCAUUCGGAAUUCGCACAGGUAGCGAUGUGAUCAGAUUUAACCCGCUCGGGGUUGGAGAAAUCACCGCCGUGCUUCGACUCGCGGUGCUGGGUUUGCCACCGGAUUGCUGCAUAGGGGUUUGAAGAACUUUGCUCCCUCCCGGCUAGGGCGGAGAAGACGUGUCCACCUACACAUCAUGUAAAGGACUCUUCUGAGAUCGCCGCAAGUCACAGAGACACACCACGCUUAACACGCACAUGAGCACGUAAGGUUACGCUCGCGGGUCUGAUCGAUGGAGUGUUGUCAUGUCUCAAUAAAUGUGAAGGUAAUUCAUUGCUGCACUUGACUGAGUUGACAUCCUCCUGAUCAAAAAUAAAGAUGAUGUUUACUGACAAAAACAGCACUACAGUCCCUCAGAAGCCUGGCCAGAAGAAGACAAGGCCGCAGGGUCUACCGUCUCCCGCUCUGUGUUGUGCCUGUGGCCUCUGCAUCAUGUUGGCAGGGAUCAACAUUACACUUGUGGGGGCCUUCGCCUUCGGCACCUUCUUGCCAGUGAACAAUCCCCCCAUUAUCAUCGGGCCUAUUCUGCUGGUGGUUGCUUUCACCUUUUUUGCGGCCUGCUGUAUCUGCAGUCGGAGACCUCCCGCUCAUGGUCAGAGGAAGUCCAAGCCUGGUUCCAAUAUUGGCAUCAUCAAGCCUGGUCACGCUACGUUCGAGAUUGAGACUAGUGAGCACACGGUGCAAGACACAACUGCAGUCCAGCUCAGUCCGACAAACUCACCGGUGUCUUCUAAGAAAUCUACCCCAGUCCAUGAAAACGCAAAGACAUGUAAACUCUUUACUAUGGAUGGCGACAAUCCUGGAGCCAAGUAUACACCUGGAACUGAGGCAAUACAACUGAACCUACCCCAGGACUUGGAUGCAUCCUCAUAGAACUGGAUUGAGCUUUGAUUACAAAACUACUUUCCAUAUACAAUGUUAUAACUAGGUCUCUUAAACCUUUCACCAGCAAGAAUCAGUUUUUAAAUUUGAAUAACUAUGUCCAGACCAUGAUGAUCUUUCUCUCCAUUCGAACUUCACUUUAAAUCUUUGGUUUAGUUUAGCAGAGUAGAGAAAUUUCAAUGUUUCCUGCCAUCUUAUUGAGCAAGAUCAAAUGCAAUGCAGUGAGAUUUUCAUGAAGAGUAACAGUGAAAUUUGAAAACGAAUACAAAAGCAUCAUCUAAUUAUCACUUCAUGUUGCAGGUCUGACGCAAAUAUCUGCACAAAUUACAAGUACCUAAUUUGAUUAUUUGAGGAAUGGAUGGAUAUCUAACCUUGUUUGCCAAAAAUACUUUUUUCAUAAGAUGUGUAUUCUAUACCUGACCCCCCCUCAAAAUAAUUUGGGAGCAAAGAACAAGUACUGUCUAUUUUAAUUCAGAUUUAACUGAUUUAAUAAAAUAUUGUUGGUAGAUUAACUUUAUUAGCAAUUUUUGGGGAAAACAAGUUUUUCCACGUAUGCUUUGAUGCUCAUUUUGAAAUUCCUUCAUUGGCAAAUGCUCUAUUGUUGCUGAAGUGAUUAAACAGCUGGACUGAGUUAACAGAUGAGAAGAGAAAUAGAGCACAGUGUAACAUUAAGCAUGCUUUCUGCCUUUUUGAAUCGGCUCUUGGUAAUGGAAGUAAUUGGGAUAUUUUAAUGGGAUCUUGAGGGAGUGAAACUCUCCUGAACACUCAGAUGUCCAGAUGAGUAUUGUGAGGUUCAAAAGAAAAAUGUUUAUAAUAUAUUUGGAAAGGGAUAGAGAACGUAUUAAGCAUCUGCAAAUGCCAAUCAUAGUAUAUAUUAUGUAUUUAAGGAUUGAAUGGGUGCGGUUUUAUGGAAGUGCAGGGAAAUUUUGUUUCAUUUAAUUAGACAAUUUUUCCAUUCUGCCAUUGUGUAAGACAUAUCAGUUGUAAUUGUUAACAGAAAGAUGAUUCCAAAUAAAUGUUUUCUUGUCUCUGUCAAGCACAAAUGGACAACUUUUUUUUGUGUAAAAGUGCUAUAUGUCUAUGUUGGAACACUGUUAAUUGAAUUUUUGACAAUAUUAUGUUUAACAAUAUUACGUAGAAAAUAUUUGUUUUAAUUGGAUAAAGCUGAGGCUGCCCAUACCAUGAAUUCACCUCCACUAAGACAGGAAAGCAUUUGAUGAUAGAAACAAGGAACUGUGGAUGUGAUUUACAAAAAAUAGAGACGCAAAAUACUAAAGUAACUCAGCAAGUCAAGCAACAUCCCUGGAGAACAUGGAUAGGUGAUGUUUUGUAUUAGGACCCUUCUUCAGUUUGAAGAAGGAUCCCGACCCAAAACGUCACUGUAAACAUGCACCAGAGACCGUGUAUGAUUUAAACACAUAGUUAAUCAGCACUAAAACUUAACAGCAUUGAGGACAACAGGUUGUCAGUGCAUCCUAGCUGCUCACACUGGCAGUGCCGGGAACAAGUGUUAGUAUAAGUGUUAUAGUGGGGUGGAGUUA
Leucoraja erinaceus (little skate) is the source of this 2909-nucleotide messenger RNA. It is a transcript of the gene tmem275a, whose product is annotated as transmembrane protein 275a. The coding region runs from base 805 to 1359 and encodes 184 amino acids. The transcript is spliced from 3 exons. Lineage: Eukaryota; Metazoa; Chordata; Chondrichthyes; Rajiformes; Rajidae. The record is from RefSeq and is a predicted model, not a curated record.